ACUCAUUGUUUAUCCGAUAGAAACAUUUGGUACUUUUUAUUGUUCAUAAUAAUAAUUUAUAGGAAUUUAUUUUAGCCCGCCGAUAUGUUUCGUAUAUUUUUGUUUAUACUAAGUGCAUAUUUGUGCGCAAUAGCUUUGGGCAAACAGUGCAUUGUUACGAAGUUUAGCCAAGUGCAACAUGCUACCAACAUUUGCACCGAUAUAAUUUUAAGCAAUUUAUUAGUUCCAGCUGGAAAAACCCUUAAUUUAAAUCUUUUAAAUAACACUCAAUUGGUUUUUUUAGGGAAUACAACAUUUGAGUUCACUAACUGGUUAGGGCCGUUAAUUACAAUUAAUGGUACUGGGCUUUUGAUCGCAGGAGCUGAAAAUUCAAGAAUUGAUGGUCAAGGCCAAAUGUAUUGGGAUGGCAAGGGCGGAAGCGGGACAGAUAAACCCCAGUUCUUUACCAUUCAGGCAUUUAAUUCUAUUUUUAAAAAUAUUUAUGUUCUAAAUAGCCCAAAAGAUGUGCUUCAAAUAACGAACUCAGAUAAUGUACUUUUCUCGAACUGGUACAUAGAUGAUUCACUAGGUGAUAAGGGUGUUGCAGCUGAAGGGCAUGAAGGACAUCAUACAGACGGCUUCGACAUAUGGAACUCUACCAAUGUCGUCAUCAUAAAUGGUACAGUCUAUAACCAAGAUGAUUGUUUGGCUAUUAGAUGCGGACAAAAUAUAACAGUUUCAAAUCUAUGGUGUCAUGGAAGCCAUGGAUUAAGUAUUUCAGUUGGUUUUAGCAAAAACGACUCGUCGGUUAAUAUGCUUAGGAAUGUUACUAUUCGAGAUUCUUUUCUUAUUGAUGGAGAAAAUGGUAUUCAUAUUAAAACACAUAAUGAUGGUGGAAAGGGAUUAAUUACUGACAUUACUUAUGAAAAUAUUACUUUUAUAGGUCCCAAUUCGUUUGGAAUUCAGAUUCAGCAAAAUUAUCCAAAAGGUGAAGUAGUUGGUAACGUACCAAUUAAUAACCUGAUGCUUAAAAAUGUGCAUGGAAAUGUCACCGACGAAGCAGUUCCUGUUUUCAUCUUGUGUGCCGACGGGUCGUGCAAUAAAUGGGUUUGGUACGAUGUGCAUGUCAACGGAUCAAGGAGAAGCAUCUGUAAUUACGAGCCGGAAAACUUCAUUUGUUAAAAUACCAAAAAGUAUAUAUAGAAAAUAAAUAUUUCUGUGCGUAAUGGGUAA
Messenger RNA from Anthonomus grandis grandis, 1212 nucleotides. Its product is annotated as polygalacturonase-like. Gene Ontology annotation, molecular function: polygalacturonase activity. The transcript has 6 exons. The record is from RefSeq and is a predicted model, not a curated record. Gene Ontology annotation, cellular component: extracellular region. Gene Ontology annotation, biological process: pectin catabolic process. NCBI's taxonomy places the organism in Eukaryota, Metazoa, Arthropoda, Insecta, Coleoptera, Curculionidae. The coding region runs from base 85 to 1161 and encodes 358 amino acids.